AUGGUGAUGAUGAUAAUCAUGAUGAUGAUGAAGAUGAUGAUGAUGAAUCAGUCUCCAGCCCCGAGCUUCACCAUCCGCUCCAUCCUGGGCACCGCGGAGGACAGCACGAGGCAGGACGGAGGAAGCGGAGGCGCAGGUGGAGCUGCAGGUGCGGGUGGGUCGCGCGCGACGGCGGCGGCGGCGGUGGUGUCGGUGGCGCAGAGGAGGCGCGCGCUCUCGGUGUCCUCGGACGGCUGCAGCGCUGAAGAGGAGGAGAGCAGCGGAACCGAGUGUUUCUGCAAACUCCAACACACACUCUGCUCCAAAACGCGUCCGAAUGCUCCAGUAAACAAACCCUCAUCAGAAGGGAAAGAACACACUCUGCACAACAGCACCAAGAAUAAUAAUGAUGACCAGAGGUCACUGAGUCCAUGCAGCGAUAAGCGCACUGACAACGCUGGUGAUGAUAAAUCCAGCAGUGGAGACACAGGGAAGAAAAAGACACGCACUGUGUUCUCACGGAGCCAGGUGUUCCAGCUGGAGUCAGCGUUCGACGCCAAGCGGUACCUGAGCAGCGCUGAGCGGGCGUGUCUGGCCUCCAGUCUGCAUCUGAGCGAGACGCAGGUUAAGACCUGGUUCCAGAACAGGAGGAACAAGUGGAAACGGCAGCUCGCGGCAGAGCUCGAGGCUGCACACGUGGCUCACGCGGCUCCCUCGGCGGCUCGGACUCUGGUCGGGAUGCCAUUGGCUGGAUUCGGUGUUCCAAUGCCGAGAUCUGCGGCUUUUCCCAUGUAUUAUCCCGGAAGUAAUAUUCCAGCGUUUCCUCUGUACAGUCUUUACAGUAACAUUGACUGUUGAGGCAGAAGAAGAUUAAUGGAUGCUUUCGUGAAUAGGGUGUGUCUGCAGAUAGAGACCAGUGGG
Messenger RNA from Clarias gariepinus (North African catfish), 900 nucleotides. RefSeq names its product homeobox protein HMX2-like. Gene Ontology annotation, molecular function: DNA-binding transcription factor activity, RNA polymerase II-specific; RNA polymerase II transcription regulatory region sequence-specific DNA binding. The record is from RefSeq and is a predicted model, not a curated record. Lineage: Eukaryota; Metazoa; Chordata; Actinopteri; Siluriformes; Clariidae. Gene Ontology annotation, biological process: regulation of transcription by RNA polymerase II. Gene Ontology annotation, cellular component: nucleus. The transcript is spliced from 2 exons. The coding region runs from base 1 to 837 and encodes 278 amino acids.